Molecule: messenger RNA, 8456 nt
Organism: Acanthopagrus latus (yellowfin seabream)
Lineage: Eukaryota; Metazoa; Chordata; Actinopteri; Spariformes; Sparidae
Gene: pik3ap1
Product: phosphoinositide-3-kinase adaptor protein 1
Exons: 17
Coding region: 5044-7644 (866 amino acids)
Cellular component (GO): cytosol
Molecular function (GO): phosphatidylinositol 3-kinase regulatory subunit binding; signaling receptor binding
Source: RefSeq, a predicted model, not a curated record
GAGGCAAACAAAUGGUUGCCGUACCUUUUCCAGGAGCACAGCGGUUUACAGAGACUGAGAUUUUAUAUUUUGUUAGCCUCCGCACAUCUCUAUUCCACCACGGAGAGACACUAAGAAUGACAAUAAUGUCAGCCAGACUUGAUUUGUUUGUUCAGCCAGAUUUUUUUUGUCAGCAUAUUAUUGUUGCCACAUAUAAUGAUGGGUUCCACAAUCCACCUGCUCAAGAGGAAAAUGCUGGCCACUGAGGCAGUCUGUGUGACUUUAGAUAUUUCUAAAAAACAAAUACAUGCACACUGAGUGCCAGAAGCCAAUGAGCAGGAGCCUAAAACUAUUCUGUGAUAGUUUUGGAUUUCCCUCUCUCCAUAAGCCUCUCAUUGUGUUAGAAGACCUGCUUUGUACAAGUGCUUGCCAGCUGCUUACCAAAUGAGGUUAUAGUGUUUCCCUAUCAACUGUAAAUUUCAAUAAUUUGUUGGAGGGGCCUCUCACUGUCAGUUUUUAUCAUAUUAUCAAUGACGACUCAAUUUUCCUCUGCCACUCCAUCUCAAGCACUGACCCCCGGCCCUAUUACAGUCCUGUAAUGAAGUGCAAUGGAGUGGUAAUUGGUCCACAUUAUACCAGAUCAGGUAACAUUAGUCUUAUUUUCUUAUCACAAUGAGCCCUGCUGGUGACUCUCAAUGAGAAACCAAACACAGUUCCUUUCUUAUGCAGGCUAUCAUCCAAAUAACAUUUCAACGAGAGACCCCUUUUCCCCAUUUCAGUUUUCCAUUUCAAGAUUGCACUCCAUGUCCUCGGACCGUGCUUUGUUUCCCGUUUCCUCCGCUUUAAAAGUCUUCCAAACAACCUCAUAGGCAGUGCAGAUACGGGGUAGGGCUUUCCCGGCAUGGGGAAGUACAGUAAAUGAGACGGUAACAUGAGCAUUAUGUCUGCAAUAUUAGAUGUAUAGUGCCCUGCUAGCCCUCUGUUACAGCCUGCUGCCGUAGACUGCUUGCUGCUUUGUAACUUCAGUUUUGAUAUUUUUCUUGUUACUCUGUCACUGCAGAAUUACACGCUUCGCUACGAAACCGAAAAAAUUUCAUGAGCUUAUGAAACUGUUUCAAAAAUGCAUUUCUUCCAUUCCUCAAAAAUUAUCUUCGUGGAAAUACAAAGUGUUGGCCCAGGAGGCACAUUGUGUGGAUGUUCCUGAAAUCAAAUGCAGUUGAGGAAAAUUGGCACAAAUCAAUUUUCUCAUUCCCAUUACAUUAUGUGUCUGUCUGCUACAAAAGAGAUUUCAUGACUCUGAGUAACAAUGAGUUAACAAGAAGUUGCAAAAUCAUUUCAUGUUUUAGUGUUCAAAUAUUAUGCGGAAAAAUUAAAAAUUUCCAGUUAAAUCAGCCAAACAUGUUUGAGCAGCCUCAUAUCAAAUGGUUCAACAUACACCUGAGCAUGACACAGGUAGAGCUAAACUUAAAAUAAUGGUUGGUGAUAAACUGUUAGACCUCCUGUAUGUUAAUCCAGUGCCAGCAUAACAGAAUAUCACAAAGCUGUCAAAGCUGAACUUUUGUGCUCUGAGAGGCAGGAAGUCAGGUCUCUGUUGUGAACUAACGCACGCUCCCUGGCAGAGUCGCUCUGUGUGCUGAAAACACACUGCAGACUAAAAGGACAGGAUAUUGGAUAACAAGGUUAAAAUAUAGGAGCAAAAAUAUUCUCUUAUUAAACUCAGGCUGCAGGGAUUUGAUUUGAGCCACCUAAUAGAUAGUGGUUUCAAGGGAGCCCAAACAAAAGGUAACGGGCCGGUCAUGCUUGUGGUAGCUAAUGGCAGAGUUAGAAGAAAUUAGGGGAUUCUUUUUCUACAGGAAAUUGUACUUAAAGACGGGUCAUGGAUCACCCUGCUCUUCACAGGCAGCCUCAGAAGUCAGAGAGUGAACUUUUGCCGCGGCCAUUAAAAGGUCUGCGUUGCAGAGAGAGGUCAAAGCGGGAACAAAACUAGUUGUAUGAUUUUAGGAAGGCAAAGCUGAAGGCAAAUUGAAUUUGUGGCUGAAAUUCAUGGUCAAACAAGUGAAUAAACACGUCUUGUGAUUUUGUAACUAUUAUUGAAGACACUGAAGAUUGGGGAAAGGGGGAAAUAUAUAGGCCAGAAUAAACAAAACUCCAAGAAAUAGUUUGAAACCAUGAGCCAUCAAGAACAGCUCCUUUGCUUUGAUUGGACAAGUGUCUGGAGGUUUGUUGAAGUCAUACUAGAGAUGUGAUGGUGUGAUGUUUUGUUGAGCUGUUUCAGGUGCUAACACAGAAUCCCAGAUUCAGGUUCAUCAAUUUUCAUGCAAUCAUCAUGAUCACUGGUGACUGCUUUGUGAUUAUUGGCAUUUGCCUUGCCUUCCAAAUGGUUCAGUGGUUCUAAGCCGUGCCAGGAAAGUGUACCCAAGUGUAGGCUUUAACACUUUUUGUGUGCAGCAUAAGUACGUGUGAAAAAGGGCUUUAAGCUCUGCAACCUCUCCGAGGUUUGUUGUUGCAGCUCAAACGACCUGCUCACGUUUUAGAUUGAGCCUCCAUUCAGUUGAGUUUCACUUAAACUUUAUUUAAACUUGGAAAUAUAUCGAAGAGGCCUCAAUUAUUUUGAGUGUUAGAGUUGCUAAUCUGUGUCUGCUUCUUAAGUCAAAAACAUUUUUGAGCGAGUACAAGGUGCAAGUUAAAUGUAUUGCAUUUUUUUUUAAAACACAAAGAUUUGAAAAAUGAAACAUUUUAAAUCCUUUGUGCUAAUUCUAUUUAUAUAUGAGUGAUCCGUGAAUUUAAAUUUUGGUCAAAUUGACUUGGGUGAAAAUGUCAUGCAUUGCAAAGUAAAUGGAAAUUAGUGUACAUGGAAAGAAAAUAAAAUCAAAUGGCAGACAGAACAAAUAGUAAAUAUAGAGUAAAUGCAGGCAGUGUGUGUACAUUCCCCUUACCAGAGCCGAGAAAGAAAUCCAACCAAAACUCCAAGUUUAGCUUUAAAACACCUGGUGAUACAUGAGUAAAAGUUGUUGUUUUUUUAUUUUAUAGUUCCCUGAUCAGUGUCUUAAAAAAUCUCCCUAAAAGUUGAGUAAAGUCAAGGCUUUUCCUUUAGAAAAAAAGAUGGCUGUAUCCACAUUCCUACAGAAGGUAUGUCCAUGUUCUUCAGUCAUCCUCCCGGCUUACAGAAGUCUAACUAGUUUUCCUCUGUGGAUGAGGCAUUCUGGCCUUGUCUUUGUUUAGUCUUCCACACUAACUUUAACUGAGUCUGAGGAGAAAGAGUUGGCAUUUACAGUUGUUUUUUCUGAUAGAGUUCUUGCCAAGUAAAGAUUGUCAAACCAACUCCCCACAGUUAGAGAUAUGAAACAAAAUACUGCAUAUAAAUAAUGCAUUAAACCCCAUGUAUGAUGGAAUAUUACUGUGUCAGUAUCUUACCACACCUGUGUCGAGAUGCCUGUUUCUGCAUGUCCUUUAUCAGCUGCGUUCUUCUGUUGUCUGCAUAGCGGCUGGUGAAUGGGAUGGUUUGUUGGCUGAUGUAAGUGAUUGUCUGCUGCCCUCUAGUGGUUAGUAGAGCAUGGUGCCAUAUGUUGCAAUCUGUUGGGUCUUUUUUUGGGUGGGGUGGGGGACUGGAACUUCCCACACUGAGUAAUCAUGACACUAUCCAGAUGAUUCAUUCAGUUCAUCAAGUCAUUCAUUCUGUUGUCUUGUCUGCCUGUUUAACUUAUACAUUACAAUACUUGCCUGUGCUAAAUGACUGAAUGAUAUGAAGAAGAUAAUUUUUUUGUGAUUCUUUUGAAAGAUAUUAAGAUUGCAAUGUGAGUCAUGAUUUAACUGGGAAUGGUCAUUUAUCUUGUUUUUUUUUUGUUUUUUUUUUUAGUUGAAACAAUAUUUUGAUCACAGUAAUGUUGACAUGAUUACUGCUGAGGUCUGUACCAAACACACAUGUUCCCUUACAUCUGGAUCAUUAGCAGCAGUUAGCAGAUCCUCUAGUGAAUAUGUAUCCUGCCCCUUGUUUGUUUUGAAUAUGAAAUCCAGCAGUUGGCCAUUUGUAACACAUUGCACAUUUAAGCUUUAUAAUGACCCAGAACAAGUUAUCAGCAUACUGAAAGCCAGUUUGAUUGGCUUUAGAACUAAUUUUAGCUUUAAAAUGUAAGAGAUGGAGUUCUUCCUGAAAUCAGAUUGAGUUUGUUAGAGGUGCUCUUUGGAUAAGAAUACAUUUGGAUGGAAAAAACUAAAACUAUUAAAAAAUACCUUUAUUGUCAUAACAAUAAAGUUUCAACACCAAGUCAUUAUCAGGGAGUCAAACCAAUCAGAUUUUAAGGUCUAAACAAGACCACGCAAUGACAAUAAAGGCAUUUUAAGAGAAUAUGAUAGCGAGAGUGCCCUUCUAGUUUUCUUGUCUUAUCUUUCAUUUUAGCUUUAACUUUUAUAUCAGCAGCUCUGAGGAGUUUAAGGUGUACUGCAGUAUGUGUUGUUGCUGUUUCGAGAUGAGCAAGUUUAUUUAUUUAAGCUAUAGUCUCCCAGUAUCACUCUGACUAUGUAGCACAAAACACCUUGUUAAGGAAGUGAAAAAACGGAAGAAGAACAUUGACCACACGACAGGUGAAUCAAUGUAUUCGUGGGUGAGUGCGUGUGUGUGGGCGUGUGUAUUUUUGAGAACAGAGAUCUGAAGCAAAACCGUUUCCUUCGAAAAAGACAAAAAGUUUUAAGAUUAUCUUCUUUCUCGGUCUGUGUUUUCAUGCAAUAAAAUUAAUUCACUGUUAGCUGCCCCUUCUUUUUUAUUUCUUUCACAUGACUAAAGAAAAACAGGCAAGUGUAGUCACAGACAUGUUGCAGGUCGUGACACCACUCUGGUGCUUUUUCUCACUUCUUCAACUGUUUCAGGAAGUGGAGCAGUGUCACCAAAAUCAGGAAACUAAGGGUUGCUAUUAAUACAACCGAGCAAACAGCUACAGUAUAGCUGGUGAAAGCUACAGUCACCUCAGUUGAAGAGAAGAGGACCUUAAGCAUACUUGAGAAACCAAAAGGACAUAUUUGAAAUGCUCCUGGUGGGCUGAUUUUGUGCACAUUUGAGGCUUCACAACCAUGGAAGAACCCGUCUCAUCUGUUGAAUCAGCAAAUUCUGAAUCCCUCUCAGAACAUGAGCUGUUAAUUCUGCACACAGCUGACGCACAGGAAUGGGCAGUGUAUUUGCAGCAGAUUUUGAGAUCCUCAAAAAAAUUCUGCGAACGGUCUAUUUUGCUGUAUGCGGUCGGCCCAGAGGAUCAACUCCACGGAUAUAACUUUGAGUAUUUCCAAUGCUGCAAAUGCAUUGUGCUGCUCCUCACGGGAGCAUUGCUGGACAUGCUGUGUGACCCUGAACUGCAGGGAGCACUUCAGAGACUCCUUUAUCCUCCACACAGAGUUGUGACGCUGCUGUGCGGCGUGUCAGAGGACGACAUGUUCAUGGAGUUGUUUGAAGAUUGGCCAAGCUGGAGAAAACUCUCUGCUGAGGAUGACCCUUCAGUCUAUGUUUCAACCAUUUUGGAUUCCAUCACUGACAGCAGGCAAGUAGAGGUUGAACAUGAGAGCGGAGCUGCAGAAGCGGCAGAGUUGCAUAAUACAGCAGCCUUUUCAACUGAAAAUCCCACAACUGAUGAAAGAGAGGAAGUGGUGUCAGGAGAGCAAAAUGAAACUGACCUGAAGGAUGAGGAGCCAGUGAGUACAGGGAAUUCAACAAGAGAGGAAAUUAGUACUCCCACGCACCUUACCUGUCUCACCGUUCAACCAAGCAGAGUUCUGUGUGGGGAGUCGGAGACACUUUUUAUCAUUCUCACUCAUAAAGUAGAUGAUCAGUCGGUACCAGAGGUGGAGUUUUCAUCUGAAAAUGUAGCUGCAAAAAGGGUCCCGGGCACUCUGGAGAAUGAAUACACCAUAAGAGUUACUGCACCUGAUAUGCCUGCUGGACUGGUAUCACUCACCAUGUACACUGAACAAUCCUGUGUCAGCUUGAGGCCUGUUACAUAUUAUACCAACAUGGGGGAAGUUAGUCGUUUUCUUGAAAAUGCAACUGAUCCUGUUAACUUCAUCUGCCAGGCCUUCCACUUGACAUCUAAUACAACGGAAUCAUUGGACAUCAUGUUAACUGACUCCCUAAAAUCCAGGAUGCCUGCAACUAGUCUUCAGCUGUUUGGAGUAAGACAGAUUGAAGAAGACAAUAUGGCGGCAUAUCAGCGUACUGAGGAGCUUCCCACGCUACUCCACUUUGCUGCUAAGUAUGGAUUGAAGAAGCUGACAACCAUUCUCCUUCAGUGUCCCGGGGCACUGCAAGCUUACAGCGUGAUGAACAAGAACGGAGACUACCCAAACACCUUAGCAGAGAAGAGUGGCUUCUCUGAUCUCAGGCAGUUUAUGGAUGAAUUUGUUGAGACAGCAGACAUGCUCAAGUGUCACAUUGAAGACACCAUCAACACAGAGGACACUGCUGAGGUGUAUGAGUUGAUGUCAACUACCUCUCAAGAUAUCAUGAUGAAGUACUCAGGUUGCUCAGAGGACAUAUAUGAGUCAAUGCUGGGGAUUGACCCUGAUUGUGCAGAGGACCUAUAUGAGGUGAUGAGUGCGGUAGAUGAGAACCCAGAGGAAGCCAUGCUCAGGAAGUUCUUCCAAGCAAAACCACAUGCCAGCUCAAACCAGGACAACAACGAGUACCUUAAAAAUGAGGAAGCAGAAAAAUCAUAUGAUCAUAAUGACUUGGAUCAGAUUGAAGAAGAGGAGGAUCCAUAUAACCUCUGCCCAGAGGAUAUAUAUGAUACUGUUGAUGCAAACAGCACCUAUAACCCAGUAAUCAUGAACCGUCCUCCAGCCCCCAUCCCCAGACCAGAGGCCGAGGCUGAGCCUGAGAAGCCUAUGACCUACAUCUCUAGAGUAUUUUCAGAUAAAGGUACGUCCAGUGGGAGUACAACGACAUCCACAGCAUACCCUGCAGCUCGGCCUGUGGGAGAUCCCCCGUCUUCUGUUUAUGACCCCUAUGCUGGAAUGAAGACUCCUGGACAGAGGCAGCUAGUAUCGCUGCAGGAGAGGGUUAAAGUUGGGGAAAUUACAGUGGAUGAGGCCGUCCAAGAGUUCAAGGCGUGGCAGUUUGACCAUGAGCGGAGGGCCAAUUCCAUACGCUAUCAGCAGGAAAAUCUGAAGCGAUUACGAGACAGCAUCACCAGACGUCACAAAGAGAGAGAGAAGACAGGGAAAGAGCUUGAUUAUGAGAUAAGUGCUCCGAUGCAGAGGAACUUAUACUGGGGAUCCACCGUGACAUUAGAGUGUUCUGUGUAUGAGUCCACACCGAGAGCAGUGGCUCCACCUCCGCCUCCACCGACACAGGCUAUUCAGAGAGGUACCUGGAAGACAGGUAGCACGUCCAGCACAUCCAGUACUGAGAGCAACAGACUCAGCACUCAUAGCACCUUUAGCUACAGCAGCGGGACAGAGCCUGAUAUUGAGGACUCUAUAGAACUCCCACCUCCACCACGGCCUCCACGGCCAUCUGACGCUGCAGCCUUCAUUCCUCCCAGGAUUCCUCCACGAGUCCCAGAGAGGGUGCCAGAGAAGAUGCUGAAUGAGCGCUACAUAUCCUGCCCGACGCGAGCACUUCCUCAGCGACCCACUCAAAGGCAAAGAGACUUCGCACCUCCCGUACCUCGCCGCCUGCGGUGAUCGACACAGGUCUACUGUUGCUUGGUUUAUUCUCUCAAGUGAUGUAGGAUGGAGGAGUUUUUCUGCAAACAACCAUCAAGAUUUAACAAGAUGAAUUGACAGAUUUUUUUUUAUUUUAAUUGUUUGUUUCUGUAAGUUAUAUGUAACAGUUUUCCUAACAGAGUAAUAUUUAAUUGUAUUUCUUUGUGUCUGUGUUAGUGACUGAGUCUGGGAUAUUUAGUGUGUAUGCUGUUUUAUGUUUCUACUGUAAAACCUCACGUGACAUUUCACCUCUAAAAACAUUUUCCUGAGAUAACUGUAUAGUAUCCUUCACAAAACAUAUAAUAGAUUUAAAGUAUUGUUGUUCUUUUUGUCAUGUGUUUCUGCAAAUGUGUUGAAUUACGGAAAAAGGGAAAUCUUUGAAAUCUUGCUUAUAAUAUUUAAACAUGCUUGUUGAUGGUUCUCUGACUGAGCCGGUGACGUCAAGGCUGUUCAGUUCACGAGAUACAUGUACUCUGUAUAUUAUUUUUAAGUAUGCUUGUGCUUAAUUGUGAGUUGUUGAGACAUUAUGUUCUACUUAUUUUACCUCAGUGAUGUCAGCAUUAUAAUGUUGAAGGGCUUCAAGUUUGGCUGUGAUAUUCUCUUAGUAUCUGUCUUAAACUUGAAAAAUGUAUGCAUGGAUGAUAAAUUGAACCUUUCUAAUGUGCCUUUUAGGGCGUCAAGCUUGUAACUUCUGAAUUUUAUGAUGAAAUAUAAAAAUAUGUUCCUUUAUGCAUUUGAAUUUGUCUGUAUAAUUGAUGUUUUUCUUCUGUAAUAUGAGCUUUGGUCACUUG